Messenger RNA from Scutellospora calospora, 501 nucleotides. The record is from the annotation of a GenBank genome assembly. Lineage: Eukaryota; Fungi; Glomeromycota; Glomeromycetes; Diversisporales; Gigasporaceae.
AUGUCUGAUCCUGCUUGGAAUGAAUUUAUAAAACAUCCUUCCAAAACUUCUAAAGGACAUCCAGGUGCAGAAUGUAGAUAUUGUGAACAUAAAUUAUCUGGUCAAGCACAACGUCUUCGAGCACAUUUAAAAUCUUGUCAAAAAUAUCAAAAUUUUUUAGCUCAAAAAAACCAAAAUGAAUUUACAAUCCUAAAUUCUAUUACUCAAGAAAAACAAAAUUAUCCUAUUGAUUCUUAUUUAUUACAGCCAUUAAGUUCUACUGAAAAAAAAACAAUUGAUAAAAAAAUUGCACGUGCAUUUUAUGCAAAUAGUAUUCCACAUAUAUUAAUUGAAAAUAAAUUUUUUAUUCAAGCUUUAAAAUCACUUCAUCCUACUUAUGAUCCACCAUCUUACUGGAUGAUUAGUAAUAAUUUAUUAAAAGAAGAAUAUGAUACAGUUCAAGAACAAAUUCAAAAAAUUUAUUUAAAUGAAAAGUUUAUUUCAAUUUCAACAGAUGGAUAG